This is a messenger RNA of Schistosoma mattheei, 1224 nucleotides long. Lineage: Eukaryota; Metazoa; Platyhelminthes; Trematoda; Strigeidida; Schistosomatidae. The record is from the annotation of a GenBank genome assembly.
AUGACUACUUUAAAAUCAUAUUUGACAAAUAAAGAACAAAUUGAAUGUGAUAGGAUAAUUUUACAACCUGAUAAAACAUGUAAACCAGAAUAUAAAUAUAAUAAUACAUAUUCUAAUAAUAAUAAUAAUAAUAAUAAUAAUAAUAAUAAUGCAAUCAUUAAAGUUAUAAAUGAACAACAAGACAAUACACGUCAAUUGAUCAAUCUUCCUGUAUCAUCUUCAACACCAAUGGAAUUAACUACGAUAGAAAAUAAUAAUUAUAUUAAUCAACGGAAAUAUAAUAAAUAUAAACAAUUAAAUAAUUUACAAAAAUUAUUUAUUUUUUGUAUACCAUUUCAUUACUUCAUUGAUUUAUAUUUCAAUAUUUAUAAUAAAUUUUGUAUUUUAUUAAAAUAUAAAAAAUGGAAUUAUUAUUAUUAUUAUUUAUUAAUUAAAUUCAAUAAUAAUAAUAAUUUAUUAAAAAUCUUUUAUCAUUGUUUAUAUCAAUUAAUAAUGACUAUAUUAAUAAUUAUUAUUGAUUAUUUAUUGAUUAAUAUAUUAGAUUAUAAUUUAUAUAUAUCGAUACUGUUCAGUAUUUAUAUGAUAAUAUUUUUCAUAUUGAAUUUUUCAUUCAAUGUUCAAUGUAUUACAUUAUUGAUAUUAUCUUAUUCAAUUACAUAUUAUAUAAGAUGGUUAUUAUUAAUGUUUGCUACUUAUAUAAUUAUUUUCGAAUUCAUUUUAAAUAUUUUAAAUCAUUUUGAAAUAAUAAAAUGUUUAUUUCAUUGUUUUACUUAUUUCAAUGUAAUUAAUUUAAACAAAUUAAAUCAUUUAUUAUUGAAUAUAGUAAAGAUUUCAAUUGAACAUUUAAUAAAUGAAUAUAAUUCUAUGUUAUAUAAUAUACGUCAAAUAUUAUUGAAUAUUCAUUUAUUUACAUUAAAAUUAAUUCAAAUCAUAAAUAAUAAUAGUAAUAUAUGGAUUGAAUCUAUACAUAAUUCAUGUAAAAAUACUGAUGAGGUUUAUAAUUUAUGUCGAAAUUUUUUUAAUAAAGCAUAUUUGUUAUGUAUGAAUGAAUUAAAUAUCAUGAAUAAUUCAUGUGAUUACAUAAUAUUUUAUAAAAAUAAUCUAUGUAAUUCAAUACAAAUAUCUACUAAUGAAUGUGAUAAUUAUAAUCAUUUAAAUAUUACAUUGAAAAAGGAUUUAAAUGAUAAAAUGGAAAAGAUAAUUCAAUACUAUUGGACAAGAUAA